AUGGUUAGUAGGUGGCGAAAAUGGGCAGCUAUCAGCAGGAAACGAAUCCCGGACACAAAAAGCUUCGAGAAGGGCCAUUUUGCGGUUUACACAAGCGAAGGAAAACGGUUUGUGCUUCCAUUGGCCUAUCUCCAUAAUCAUGUCAUGUUAGAAAUCUUUAGAAUGGCUGAAGAGGAAUAUGGAUUGGAUGGGAAUUAUGGGAAUGGUCCAAUUGUGCUUCCCUUUGAUGGUGCCUUUAUGGAAUAUGCUAAUUCUUUGAUAAAAAUAUCAUAA
Molecule: messenger RNA, 273 nt
Organism: Impatiens glandulifera
Lineage: Eukaryota; Viridiplantae; Streptophyta; Magnoliopsida; Ericales; Balsaminaceae
Product: auxin-responsive protein SAUR66-like
Exons: 1
Coding region: 1-273 (90 amino acids)
Biological process (GO): response to auxin
Source: RefSeq, a predicted model, not a curated record